AUGCUGCGCUCCACAAUACCACAAUUUCACUGCCGAUACCAGACCGUCCAGACCAGUAUACUUAUUGAGUCCAAUAUGAGCGCCACGUGCAUUCUGUUAAGCCUCGUCUUAAAUGUUUAUUUUCUUGCUCCAGUCUUUUCAGAUCAAAUUAACGCUACUGAUACAUGUGUUCAGUUGUACGAGAAAGGUGUGGAGGCUUAUUUAGAGAAUAACUGGGAAGACUGCGUGAAGAAUUUCGAAGAAUCGUUAGAGAAAUAUCGGAGGUACCGGAAAAUAUUACAAAAUUGUAGAUUAAAGUGCAAAACUGACGCUGAAUUGUCCGAACCGUUGUAUCCUGUAGAUAUAGACAAUUUGUUGUUUUACGAGAGAGCGAUACGGCAAACUUUGUGUAUUAUUGGAUGUGAAAAUGAUAAUCCGGAAAUCCUGAAGAAUUACAACGUUAAUGCAGAAGCGGAAAAGUUAUUCGAAGAGCAGAAGCCUUACGAAUAUUUACACAUUUGCUAUUUUCAGAUGAAAGACGUAGUGAAAGCUGCCUCAUCAGCAUUUACGUAUAUAGUUGAACAUCCUGAAGACAAAGUAAUGCUAGAUAACUUGAAAUAUUACACCGAAAUGGAUGGAGUUGAAAUGAAGGAUAUUGUGAAUUUUGAAGCCAAAGACUAUGUGUAUUUAUACGUUCAUGGAGCAGACGCAUACGAGGGUAAGCACUGGAGUACAGUGAUUGACAAUAUGGAAGAAAGUUUGAGUGCUUAUCUUCAAGCUGAGGAAGAAUGCAGGGCACAUUGUGAGGGGCCAUUCGAUCAUGGAUGGUAUCCAGAUUUCAUUCCAUCGAUAUCCAAUCAUUUCACGGUGAGUUUGAAAUGUAAGCAAAAAUGCAGAACAAGAUUAGGGUCAUUGAAUGGUGAAAUACAUGAUGAUUUGUUACCUAGUCAUUAUCAUUAUCUACAGUACGCAUAUUUCAAAGCCUGUAGAGCAGUGGCCAGUUAUUUGAUAUUUUACCCUGACGAUGACACGAUGCUCGAAAAUAUGAGAUAUUAUUCCAAGCUACCGAAAGUGAAUAGAGAUUUCUUCCAGCCCAGAGAUGAAGCAAUCCGAUAUGUCCAGAGACAUACUUACGAAACAAGGCUAAUGAAAUUCAUCAACCAAGAAUUCAAAACCAAAUCAUCAGCAGGGGAAGUUAGCGAGGCCCAAAAAUUUAAAUUUCAAAUCACGAUGCAAGAAAAGCAGCUAGGUGGUAAAAAAAGGUUCGUAUCUGACGGAGUGGCUUCAGAAGAAGAAUGUAGGUCUCUUAUUACAAUAGCAAAAUUGUUCGCUAGAGUAGGUGAUGGAUAUGAUGGAAAAAAGUCACCACAUACUGCUAUGGAAAAAUUUGAGGGGAUCACGUUGAGUAGAACAGUAUUUUUGACGUAUUUCGGUCUGCUCCAACCUAGGUAUCUUGAAAUCUAUUUGAAAGUAACUGGCGAACUUUUGAAGCCAAUUCAAGAAUACUUCGGAGUGCCAGAAAAAUUAUAUUUCUCUUAUACACAGCUUGUUUGUAGAUCAGCUUUGUCAGAUUCGCCAAAGGAGAGAACAGAUUUUAGUCACGAAAUCCAUGCUGAUAAUUGCAAUAUUUUGGACAACGGUACUUGUUCAAAAGUUCCACCAGCUUUCACUUGGAGAGAUUAUAGCGCCAUCUUGUAUUUAAAUGAUGACUUUGAAGGAGGAGAAUUCAUAUUUGCAGCUGAUAAAUAUGGAUCUCAAAUACAAAGUUCUAUCAAACCGACCUGUGGUAGAAUGGUAGCUUUCACUUCUGGUGCUGAAAAUUUGCAUGGUAUCAGAGCCGUAACGAAAGGUUCACGGUGUGCCAUAGGCAUAUGGUUCACUCAUGAUCCAAACUACGCUGAAGCCGAUAGAGCUGUUGCAGAAGAUGUUCUUGAAAACGAUCUGAAGUUCCAUCUGCUUCCAGCGGUUGAUAUCAGAAGUAAUAGUAGCAAGAGUAUGACCAAACCUGAGACCUAGUGUGGAGAUCUAGCACUCAAAGAAUUCAAUAUAUAGUAUUUAUCGAACUUUUUGUUACCAGUGGUUUAGUUCAAAUGGCGAUAGCUUGUUCAAUAAUAAUAGAAUAGGUACACCUACUCACAAAGAAUAUUUUAAACACUGCCUGCUUUCCUUAUCACUGAGUUUGAUGGAAGUUUUUUGUUCGGGUCUCAAAUUCGUAAUUACUACGGAUUAUAAGCUCUCAGAACCUAGGAAGUAAAUUAAGAAUAAUAGAUAGACAAAGGCAAAUUUGAUAGUGAAAAUGUUGUUUGAUUUUAGAUUAAAUUGUGCUUUUUUUGUAACAGUAACAAACUGCUCCAAAAUAUUAGGGCCUGAAAUUACUUCCCAGAAUAAAAUGUUAUGUAUUCGUUUUUCUAAAUGAAAAUUGAAAACAAACUUACAGAUGAUUUUGUCGGAAUAUCUCCGACUAGAGCCUGUUAACGUGAGUAUUUUAGUGUUAAUUAUAAUUCAAUGAUUUUGAAUGUUUUGUGCCGUGUCUAAGACUUGUAGAAAAAUGUAGAAUAAUCCGCUAGAUUUAGAUUAUAAAAUCAUGCAGCUCGAUAGGCAUCUCCUCCAAAACUGUGUGGCAACAUAUUUUGUAUCGUCAGUAGAUAUAAGAUCCGUUUCAGUUAGCUAUAGUUGUAUUUGAUGAUUGCAAUGUGGAGUAAGUUUAUUUAAUGAAUGUCUGGUAGAAUGACAACAGCGCAAAUGCAAAAAUUUAUGAAACAUUGCGUUUUGAAUGAACACAUGACUGGUCUUGAAAGUGAAAACGCCUAGAGUUAUUAGACAUUUUUUACUUUUCUACCUCUUACUAUUUUUUAUUCUAUAUAAAAAGUCAGUAUAUUCGGAAAUGCUAGCAUAUAAGUAUACCUAACCAUCUAGGGGCGCUUCUAUUUGCAAAAUAAAUGUACCAAGUCCCUAUAUAGUACAUUUUUGAAAACCCGAAAAUAACUGUUAUUUUGUGUUAUUUCCCCCUGUUUCAUUGUUAAUAAUAAACAUUUUGAUUUGAAGAAAUA
Molecule: messenger RNA, 3029 nt
Organism: Phaedon cochleariae (mustard beetle)
Lineage: Eukaryota; Metazoa; Arthropoda; Insecta; Coleoptera; Chrysomelidae
Source: the annotation of a GenBank genome assembly